This is a messenger RNA of Dreissena polymorpha, 6600 nucleotides long. RefSeq names its product transmembrane protein 179-like. The record is from RefSeq and is a predicted model, not a curated record. The coding region runs from base 120 to 809 and encodes 229 amino acids. The transcript is spliced from 4 exons. NCBI's taxonomy places the organism in Eukaryota, Metazoa, Mollusca, Bivalvia, Myida, Dreissenidae.
GGAAGUUUACGCCUUGUUCAGUCAUGUGAAACAAAACAGAAAAAGAUGCAAAAUCGCGUGCAUACGUUUGUUAAGACGAUGCAGCAUCAUAAAGCUUGACAUACACACACGCGUUGACAAUGGGCAUAAGCAAUCUAACAGUAUUGUGCCAAAUAACGGCAUUUGUGCUGUCAUUCAUUCUGUCCUUUUUCAUUUUCGUGCCCCUUGCUGUAAACCAAUACCAGUUUAAUGGACACUGUCUUCUGUACGCCACGGGUACUUGGAACGCGACAUCCGAGCAGUUAACAAAUGUUCAGUGGGGCCCAAAUAGCGCCUGUGGAUUCGGAAUGUUCAUCGGUGUUGUGAUGAUGCUUCUCACAAUUUUCUACAUGUGCAUUGACGCACUUCAUCUACUGCGUGACACCGAUAGUUCCUGGUUGGAUUCCUGUCUAACCACACUGGUGUCAUUUGUGAUCAUGUUGAUGUUGUUUGCUGAAAGUAUCACAAUAUCAGUGGGCUUCAAACACUGGUGUAACGUGAUAACCACUCAACCAGCGGGACUUGUUUCGUGUGAGCUGGCACCCUUUAUUCCAUUUGACUCCAGUGACAACAUUGACGCCUCCAGCUUCUAUAUUCACAUGAAAAUGGCAGAGUUUGGUAGCUGGUCAAGCUUCAUCUGCUGGGCAUUCCUGUUUGCCACCUCUGUGAUACGGGUGAUACGUUACCAGCAACAUGAAAGCUUCAUGACCAGCGUGAACAGAGAACGCGAGCGCAUCCUUCAGAAGUAUGGACCCAGGAACAGGGGAGAGUACUCUGCUGUGCCAACAUGAUGGGUUGUCUGUCUUUUGAAUUUCUAGUAUAUAUUAAUUACUGGUCGUUAUUUAAUUAUUGUAAAAUUGUGUGCAAUGGUUUAGAAUUUAGAUUUUAGUUUUUUAGAUAAUGGGUUGCUGUUUGUGCUUGAUCAGCAUAUGAAAUAUUGAGGUUAAUAUGAGAUUUUUUUACUGACAUUUUCUGAAAAUUUUGUUUUUGAUCUUAAGUGUGCUUUGAUUGAAUUUUCACAGAAUCUCGUUGUUUUAAAUAGGUUUACCUUAAAAAUUUACUAUAUUUGCAUACCUGCUUGUGGUUGCUUGUAAAGAAACUUCACACAUUCCUGUUAAUUGUUGCUCUUUAUAAAGAAACCAUAAAAAGUGCUAAGAGAGCUGAUUAAUUUCAUGCACACUAAUAUUUAAAAAGUAAUUUUUAUGUUUAUGUAGUUAUUUAUCCGCCAAUACAAGCUCAUUGGGUUCUGAUUGGCCAAUAAACAAUGAUAAAACAUUUGAACACCGCUUUAGGGAAAUGGGACAGAAUGGAUGUGCACAAGGUGUCUUCCGAGAUAAGACUCUGCAGUCUGCACAGGCUUAUCAAUGACAACGCUUUUCCCCCCAAACAGGAUUUUCCCGAAGAAGAGACAUCCUUUAAAUUCCAAAUACCUUAAAGGCAGAAAGUGUCGUCCCCUUAAGGCUAAUCUCGGACAACACUUAACGCCCCACUUUCUCUGAGCAAGGCUUGUUUGUUUUUAUUUUCUUAUAUAAUCUGAUAAUUUGCUGAAGGGAAAUCUGUUUGUGUUGUGAAUUGGGUCGUUAAAAAAUGAAUAUUUCGAACUCAUAUUAUUACGUCAACAAUUAUCAUGGAGCCAGAUAACUUUGAGAAACACAUGAUUAUAUAAUUUUGUAUUUCAUCAUAUUACUUGGAUAUAAAUUAACAUUUUGACCAUAGUUGUCCACACUUUGUUUUGCAUUUCUACAGUUAUAGAAAACCUAGUAGGUGAGCACAAAUUUUAGGGGCCAAAGGCUGAUGGGCCUCUGAUAAUUUAUAUCCCUGUUGAUGUGCAUGCAUUUUAUGAGAUCAGCUAGCUUUGUAAAUGAAGGAAACAGUGUGUGUAUCUGUACAAAGUCAAAUUGUGUUCUGCAUUUCUAAUAUUAAAAUCAUUUGUAACAAGAAAGAAACUGAAUCAUUUUUAUUGUGCAUUUUGUAAGGUUUGUUGAUUUGGAUUUACUGUCGAUUGUUUAAAACAUCUAAUUGCAUCAGUUGCAUGUCAAGUGCUGUUGCGUUCUGCAGUAUGCAUUGUUUUUUGAAAACAGAAUGCUGGUAAUAUUGAAUAAAGCAUGUUAUAAAUCUAAUUUCAUCCUCAUAUUGUGUUUAGUUCUUUGUACAUUUACUAUAUUGAGUUUUUAAUUGUUGUUAAUUAUUACAAAACUGAGUAUUGGUCCCCUAUAAAUACAUAAUAUUUUCUGGAUACAAGUAUGUUCAUUCACAAAAUAGCGUGAUAAAAGUUGUUAAAACUUAAACACAUUUUGAAUUCCAUAACUCAGAAGUUGAAAGAAAUGUCAUUCUUAAAAGAACUAAGUUAUCAGAUUUUAAACAAAUGAAUGUGUUUACAUGCAAGUGUUUGAUUUAUUUUUGAAAUUAUGUUUCUUUAAAAUCUUGUUCUACAUACUUGAACAGUGUAUAUUUUGAAUUUAUAUUCACCAUAUAAUGAGUUAUGUUAAUUCUAUGUAUGCUUUUUACAGCAAUUUAGUACAAUGUGAAUGAUGUUUUUGCAUGGAAUGCUGGCUUUUUGUCAAGAAUGAAUACAGGCAGAGUUGAAGUCUUGUGCUACUAAAUAUACAUAACCGAUCUGAGAGUGAAAGCUCCAAACUUUGGUGCAUUGAUAAUACUCAUUUUAAAUGUGCAAUUUGUCUUAUUAUGCCCCCUGAAGGGUGGCAUAUAGCAGGUGAACUGUCUGUCUGUAUGUGCAUCCGUGCGAAAAAAAAUUAAUUGGUCAUAACUUUUGCAAUAUUGAAGAUAGCAACUUGAUAUUUGGCAUGCAUGUGUAUCUCAUAGAGCUGCACAUUUUGAGUGGUGAAAGGUCAAGGUCGUCUUCUAGGUCAAAGGUCAAAUAUAUGUUGUCGGUCUGUGCGUCCGAAAACUUUAACAUUGUUCAUAACUUUUGCAAUAUUGAAGAUAGCAUCUUGAUAUUUGGCAUGCAUGUGUAUCUCAUGGUGCUUCACAUUUCGAGUGGUAAAAGGUCAAGGUCAUCCUUCCAGGUCAAAAUAUAUGGCUUUGCGUAGUAGGGGGCAUUGUGUUUCACGAACACAGCUCUUGUUUUUAUUACUGCUACAGCUUAAGGGCAAUUGUUAACUUUAAAUUGUGUGUUCAAACCUUUCAGCUGUAUUUUCUGUUUAUAUCUGAAUUAAGAUUUACAUAUACUCCGUGUACCUAUAUACUUGUUGAUUCAUUAACUUAUGGCACCAAAAUUAAUGGAGUGUAUAUUUUGUAAGUAUUUUCUGAGUACAGUAUCUUGGCAUCUUACAAUUUAUGGAUGAUGCAAGUAUGUUUGUAUGAAAAAUAACUACCGGUAAAUUGCAUUUUGUUUAGGGGACAAAUCAUGUUCUGUAUUAGUUCAAUAUUUACUGUUCAAUGUUUUGGUUGUUUUCUAUAAAUAAUUGACUCUUCUUGUUAUUGGUGUAAUAUUUAAGCAAACGUUUAAAACAAAAUAACCAUUUAAACCAUGUUUUUAACGUAUAAUAUUAAGAGCAUAGCAUGUGAUACUAUUUUUAAUUUACAUAGGUUGUAUAAAGGAAUUUCAUCAUGAAUAGAUUUUGCUUUUUUUUAAGAGUCUAAGUUUGUACCUUUAAUGAAUAAUUUACCUUAAACCCAUGACCAAAAGGGACUAAUUAUAACCAAACCCAUUUAUACUUAUAUACAGGGGUGUCAAUUGGCCAAAAUCUAAAAACCUGAAAAUAAGCCUAUCGUUUGGGGACCAGAGCAAAAAAGGGUUAAUAAUUCAUGUAACUUUGUUAACUAUUGUUUAUAACGUUGUAAACAAUAUGUCAAAGUAAAAUAAUUUGUGUUUAAGAUGACAUUUUGUGACAAUAAUCUUAAAAUUCCAGAACAAAUCCUCUGAUUUAUAUCAAUAUAAAAAUUGGUCCUUACAGGCAAAAAUCCUGAACUUUGACACCUCUGUAUAUAGCUUUAAGUCUAAAAAUGCAUGCAAUUUGUAUAACAAUUUUUCUAAAAAAAAAAAUUAUGGGUAAAACUUUCAAAUUUUGAUGCCAGUAAGUUUGUUUGUUUCAGCUUUCAUUACUUAGUGCAAAGCCUCAUUACGUUUUUGCGAUAUUGUAGCAUGAUGGUGUUGUUUUUUUUCUAAAAUUUAUAAAACCAUUCUUAUGUUGUUUAAAAAUUAAAUCAUUUAAUUAAAAAAGUAGUUUUUAGAUUUAAUUCUCCAUAACAAAAAGUGCUGAAGGGUCAGCUAAGGUGAAAAGUUGUUGUUUAUUGUCAACAAUUAACUCUCUGAAAUUGUUUAUGGGUGGACUUAGACUAAAAUUGUACAAAAAUUAUGUAUUAAAUCAAUUGUAAAUUAACAUUAUUCAUAUUUGAUUUAUUGUUGACUUUUUAGUUUUUCUUACAAAUCAAAUUCAUUAUUGAAUUAUAGGACUUAAUCUGAAAACAAUAGUGGAACUUUUAUAAAAAGUUUCUGCAACAGGACACCAGAAAUUCUGUCUUCGCAAACAUUUGGUAAAAUGUGAUAACCUUAUAAACUAGCAACCGAUUUGUAAACCAUGAACAGAAUAUAAAGUUUCUUUUCUUUAGUAGAUCUUUUACAAAGACUCUUAUUGAACUGUAAAUCAAUUUUAACAGGACUUAAUAAUUGAGCACAUCUGAUAACAGCCAGUAUUCAUUACCGGUAAACUACUUUAAAAUCAUAGUAACUACACAAACAACUUCAGACAAUUACAAAGGAAAUACAUUUAAAUAAGUUUUGAUUGAGCUGAGCCAGUGGUUGUAAAGAAACUAAAAGUUAUAUCAUAUAUAAAAUACAGUUAUGGUUCAUAAAAUAAUUGUGUAAACACUACUACAAUGAUAUAAGAAAAAAACUUUAUUCCACAAUACAUAUUCACACAGUAACAAAUGCGUAGAUAAGAAAACAGUACAUAUAUCAAUAAUGUACACCUGGCUGUUGUUAGUUACAAUCUUAACAACAACCAUUUACAUCUAAAGAGAUAUAGCACCGGAUAAAUCAAAGCAAGCAUACUUGAACAUGCGGAAAGAUCUAGAACAAAUCAAACAUUUUAACAUGGAAAUUGAGAGUCAACAUCUAUUGUAUCGUAUCUUUAUACUAUCUUACAGACGAAAAAUUAAUAUAAAGCGAUAAAACAGUUUCAUGUUAAACCCUUUACAUGGACCAAACAUCUAUAUGGAAUCGUACUUCAAGCUACUUCAAGACUGUCAGUGAAAGCUGUUCAACUUUGAUGUAGUAUAUUGGGGUCAAUUGUGUACCUUCCAGAUAUGAAAUCUAAAGCACCUUAUGAUAACUACAUCAUGUGUAUAUAAGUAAGAAACAAACUGCAGUCCGCACAGGCUAAUCGGAGAAAACAUUUUCUAAACCGGACUUUAGGUUAGGAGGAGUCUUCAUUUAAUUUAAACGCAAAAAAAACAUAAAAUCAAAGACUUGGCUGGCUAAUCUAGGACAACACAUUACACAUGCAUUAAGCCCUGUUUUCACAGAGCUAGGCUCAAAUGUUUGUGUUCUUGAUCUUUCCAAAUGUCCACACAGAUACAUAAGUUAGUAUUUUAGUAACAUGGCAAGUACCUGACCUUGUAUACAAUGUCAAGCUACCCUGGGGUUAAAUUGGCUACAAAGAAGAACACAGUCACAAAUUGAAUGACUAGAUACUUUGGUGAACACACCAACCUUAUAAUUGAACAAAAUACAUUUUUUAUUUGACAAUAGUCAUUUGUCAGAAGAUCUAAUGAAUUGUGAUGGUUAUAAAUGCUUUUAAGCAAAUGCCAAAUUAUUGUUUGCAAACCUAUUUAGAUUUUGCUUCAUCUACACAAUUUAUUGAAAUUCAGUUAAAAGUAAAUGCCGAAAUACGGAUUUGAACAUCAUUAUUCAAGAUAAUGUGCUUACAUGUAAAAGGCAUUGUUAGCAUUGUGUCAUCAAACUUCUACCAAGAGAAUACUGAUAAAACAGAUGUAAGAUAAAUACAUUCGAACAACACAUCAUUUGGCCUAUUUGAAGCAAAACUAGCUUCAGUGCAAAACAAUACAUUUAACAAUCAUCAUGAGAAAAAUUUAUAUAAAAUGUUCAGUGUGAAUUUCAGUCCCUUUUGUAGAAUAAAAGAUAAAAUAUCAAACAACAUUUACUUGUUUUAAAAGACGUAUUAUUAACUUUUAAAAAGUACACCUGCUGCAUAAAAAAUGCCAUUCUUUUCUUGAAUAAAUGUUUACAUAAAACAAUGUAAGAAAACACCUUAAUUUUCCACAAUCAGCUUGUUUAGUGAGAACAAAACAAUCCCAGGAAUGGGAUAUGACUACAGGUAUUAAGUCUUCACAGGUUUUUAUCAUGAUGUCAAAACACAUCUUGCGAUUUCAAUCAGAUUGUAAUCAUGAACAAGUGGGCAAAAAAUGUAACAAAGCAUUUUGCUGGUUUUAAUAUUACUUCAUAAUGUAAAAUAAAAAACAGCCGGUUUUUAUCACAAUAUUAAACAAUAAAUUUAAUAGGCAAUCAACAGUCAAUGACAACCAUGCAUGAAAAGAUUGUACAUUUAGCAUUAUAAAACCAGAAAUCCAAUAGCUGCACUCCUCCUCCCCCUCCCCCCC